AUGAUGAUGUCCGAUCUUCCACAUGAUUUGGUGGAGGAGAUUCUCUCUAGGCUUCCGUUGAUAUCUUUAAAAGCAAUGCGAUCUACUUGCAAAACCUGGAACGUUCUAUCCAAACAUCGGAGCUUUGCAAAUAAGCACAUCGGCAAUGUAACCGCAUCAGGGAAAAGAGAUUUGAUAAUGAUUAAAGAUUGUAAGGUUUAUUCAAUUGGCGUCAAUCUCCAUGGUAUUCAGAACAACAACAACAUUAUUGAUCUAUCUAUAAAGAAUAAAGGUAUUCUUCACCUAGAAAAUUUAGAUCUAAUAUUCAAGGAAAUAUUCAAUGUCUUUCACUGCAACGGUUUAUUGUUGUUAUACGGAAGCAUCACUGAUGAUAGUAUUAGGCUUGUGGUUUGUAACCCGUAUUGGGGGAAACGUGAAUGGGUCAAACGCAUAAAUAAUUUUGCAAGUUUUGACAAACUUGCUUUCGGAUACGACAAAUCUUGUGGUUGCCACAAAAUCUUAAGGGUUUUCGAUAGUUACCCUAAUAGACUUGAAAUCUACAAUUUGAGGUCUAAUUCACGGAUGGUUUCUAGUUUCCCUCUUAAAUGGGAUAUAGCGUUUAUGCAAGAUGGCGUGUCUUUGAAGGGAAAUACUUACUGGUAUGCUAAAGAUAGAAGAUCAGAAGAUUGUUAUUUAAUAUGCUUUGAUUUUACUAGAGAGAGAUUCGGACCGCGUCUGCCUCUACCUCAACCCUUCAUCGAUGAAUUUUUGGGGAGUCUAUAUGUGGUAAGAGAAGAGAAGCUUGCGGUGUUAGUAAAGCGGUGGCGGGGUGGCAAAUCUGAGAUCGAUAUUUGGGUUACGAACAAGAUUGAGCCCGAUGAAGUCUCGUGGAGCAAGUUCUUAAAAGUUGAUAACACACCAAGAUUUUUUCUGACUGAGGGAUACUUGAUUUAUGAUGAAGAGAAAGUCGUAGUGUUUUUUAAUAAAGAGGAGACAGAGGGGCUCAAAUCCACUGUCCACAUAGCUUACAUCGUUGGAGAGAAUGGUUAUUUCAGAAGAGCGGAUCUCCGUGAACCUCUAUAUCAACCACUUUGCCGUCUUGUGUGCUCUUAUGUACCAAGUUCUGUGAAGUAG
This is a messenger RNA of Arabidopsis thaliana (thale cress), 1113 nucleotides long. Its product is annotated as F-box and associated interaction domains-containing protein. Lineage: Eukaryota; Viridiplantae; Streptophyta; Magnoliopsida; Brassicales; Brassicaceae. The record is from RefSeq and is marked reviewed. The transcript has a single exon. The coding region runs from base 1 to 1113 and encodes 370 amino acids.